Messenger RNA from Lentinula edodes (shiitake mushroom), 1206 nucleotides. RefSeq lists its product as uncharacterized. The transcript is spliced from 8 exons. Bases 1 to 1206 code for a protein of 401 amino acids. Lineage: Eukaryota; Fungi; Basidiomycota; Agaricomycetes; Agaricales; Omphalotaceae. The record is from RefSeq and is a predicted model, not a curated record.
AUGGUUUGGACGCAGCUACAAGCUCGGAGUGACUCUGAACCUUAUUUAGAGAGGGAGGGAUGCUAUCUCCCUAUCUUCGUUGCUUGCAUGCUCAUCGUAUACCGGCGUAAACGCAAAGCUUACAAGACCCAGAUGUUAGCGAUGGUAUUACUCGCCUUGGCUAGCACUGCAUCGGUGAUCGUUCAAUGCGUGAACCAAGGGAGGGCAUUGUUGGCGUUAUGGGAUUCAAAGGCUGCGUUGAAGGGUGAUGCAGGAGAACGCUCGAAAAUUGUCCAGGAUGAUAUGACGACGGCGUUAAUACAUGACUAUGCGGUGCUUGGUAUAUAUAUUUUCUCAAAUGUUAUAGCGGACGCUUUGCUGCUUUAUCGGUGUUUCAUCAUUUGGGAGAAAGACAUGCGCGUGGUGUUGCUUCCUGUUCUGGGGUUCUUGUGCAAUCUCGUUCUAGGGAUUCUGGGAUUAUCAUACAAUGAUGAAUUCGUAUUUUAUUUUUGGAUAUUGACGAUUGUAGAGAAUAUCGUUCUCACAACACUCAUCACUGGAAGAAUCUGGUACAUUAAUCGCACGUCUGGCGAAAUCCUUGGCUCUACGGUAAAGACGAGAUAUAAUAUGAUUGCUGCCAUCAUCUUGGAAUCUGGGUCUGUCUACUCGGCCAUUGUGCUUGCAACUUCAAUAACAUCAAUGAUGCCCCAUAAUGCCAUAUUGGCUUCGUGCAUGUUAGCCGCUGCGACGCAAGUUGUUGGUAUUGCGCCUUGUCUCAUUAUCAUCCGUGUUGCUUUAGACGUCGACACGCGGGACCCAGAGCUUGCUUCCAUAGCUAUCAUUACUAGUCAUGCGACACAACAUACGAUGCAGGACCCUUCUGAAUUGCAGAACAACAUACUGGAAUCAGAAGAGGCACUUUUUUCCAAGGAGGUGAAGGAAAACACUGGGAUUCAUGAACAAAACCUUCAUGUUCGAGUCUGGGACCAAUUCCAUAGUCAAAAUACUGGUCAAGGCAAAUAUAGUGCAAUCGUAGAUACUGAUGAUGGCGAAGAUUCAAAACUCAACAGUACCAAUGCAUCAUCUACCAGCAUGAUAGACUCUCGUACUCACGUCGACGACAUGCCUACACCCAAGCCCACACCGAAUGCACAGCAGGUGGAGUUUGCAAGAUCGGAUACGGCAGUGCUGGGAUGGUACUCGCUAGAACCGAGUUCAGGUUCCUAG